Solanum lycopersicum (tomato) is the source of this 2765-nucleotide messenger RNA. RefSeq names its product serine/threonine-protein kinase WNK8-like. The record is from RefSeq and is a predicted model, not a curated record. Gene Ontology annotation, biological process: protein phosphorylation; intracellular signal transduction. Gene Ontology annotation, molecular function: protein serine/threonine kinase activity; ATP binding. Gene Ontology annotation, cellular component: cytoplasm. NCBI's taxonomy places the organism in Eukaryota, Viridiplantae, Streptophyta, Magnoliopsida, Solanales, Solanaceae.
CACAACAAUUGAGUAAAGCAAAAUUAUUUUUUGUAUGUAUGUAUGCAUUUGAAUGAAGAAGAGUUGUAGAAAUUCGUUUUAUAAUGGAGAAUGUUGUUAUUGUUAUGGAAAUAAGUAAAUCAAUUUGUAUAUUUAAUUCGACGAAUUGGGUGGAUCUCAAUGAUACCCAAUGUCGAUUCCUACGACAAUUCUUCUUCCUCCCUGGCCUUUUCAGUCAUUCAAAAAAAUCAUUUUUUCUUGAUGAAAUCCUCUUUUCUCUUUGAGUAAAAACCUUUUCUUCUUCUUCGUCGUCGUUGUUGUCGUUGUGUUUUGUUUUUGUUCAACAAAAAUGAUUUCUGGGGCUGGAAUUGGAAAUUGGGGUAAUGAGACAUACAAUUUGCAAGAUGACUAUGUUGAGAAAGAUCCUAAUGGACGAUAUGUUAGGUAUAAUGAGGUAUUGGGAAAGGGAGCAUUCAAAACUGUUUACAAGGCAUUUGAUGUAGUUGAAGGUAUUGAAGUUGCAUGGAGUCGCGUAAAAAUGGAGGACGUGCAGCCACCAGAAAGUUUGGAAAAAUUGUAUUCAGAGGUUGAUCUUCUAAGACAAUUGAAACAUGAAAACGUAAUGCAGUUAUACGAUUCGUGGAUCGAUCACAAGAAGAAGACAGUUAACAUGAUUACUGAGCUCUUCACGUCUGGGAAUCUGAGGCAAUACAGUAACAAGUAUAAAAGUGUUGAUAUGAAGGCUAUAAAGAAUUGGGCAAGACAGAUUCUUCAAGGUUUAGAGUAUCUCCAUAGUCAGAAUCCACCUAUCAUUCAUCGAGAUUUGAAAUGCGAUAAUAUUUUUGUUAAUGGAAAUCAUGGGGAAAUCAAGAUUGGUGAUCUUGGAUUGGCAACUAUUAUGAACCAACCAACUGCUAAGAGUGUUAUUGGGACUCCUGAAUUCAUGGCUCCCGAGCUGUACGAAGAAGAGUAUAAUGAACUAAUAGAUAUAUAUUCCUUCGGAAUGUGUAUGUUGGAAAUGAUAACUUUUGAGUACCCUUACAGCGAGUGCAAGAACUCUGCUCAAAUUUAUAAGAAAGUUAGCUCGGGCGUUAAACCUGCUUCCCUCAGUAAAGUUAUCGAUCCUCAAGUCAAAGCAUUCAUUGGAAAAUGUUUGGUUGCAGCAUCUGAGAGAUUGUCAGCCAGGGACCUCCUGAAAGAUUCGUUUCUUCAAGUCGAAAACUUGAAGGACUCAGUCGAUAAUCAAACUCAGUUACCCAAGCAAAGUCCUGGAUCGUUGAGUUUAUCGAAGCCAUUAACUCAUCCGAUGGAUAUGGAUUUCGAGUCUAACCAAUCUACAUAUACAGAUUCUAGUUACGGAAGCCCUAGCAUUCCAGGUUUGGAAUUCCAAAGAUGUCAUCAGAAUAACGAAUUCAAAUUAAUGGGGAAGAAGAAUGACGACAACUCAAUUUCAUUGACUUUGCGGAUCAGAGAUCCUGCUGGUAGUGUAAGAAAUAUACAUUUCAUUUUCUAUCUUGAAACUGACACUGCACCAUUAGUUGCUGCUGAGAUGGUUGAACACUUGCAGCUAUCUGAUCAUGAUGUAGCUUUUAUCGCUGACUUUAUUGAUCACCUAAUAAUGAAGAUAUUUCCAGCUUGGAAUCCGUCUUCUGGUGACCACCAUUCGAGUGGAGGGAGAAAUCCAAGCAAACAACCUCAUGAAAACUUGAACUUGUCUUCAAAUUCGUGGCAAACAGACGUGAGUGGUUGCCCGUACAAGUCCAUAGGUCAACAAGGUGUUAUUUCUGACUUUAACGUGGUUGGUGCUCAAAGUGAUGUGAAUUCAGAUGACGCUUCUCAUCAUGUUACAUUUGCUUCCCCAUCGCGCUAUGGAAAAUCUCAACAAUCAGUAGUUUCGAGAGUAAUGGCUGAAGAUGCUACUGUAUGGUCUGAUGAUCAUAUUAAUGAUGGAUUUCCUAGAAGUUGUAGUACAAACAUCUCGGAGAUGGAUUUUAGGUACUUGUUUCACGAUGAAUGGACAACACAGGAAAACAACAGUGAUGUUGCAGAACGCGUGCCAUCAAAUGAAUAUGGAAAGGAUUCAGAAAUAAUGACUUAUUCAGAUAUCGACAAAAUUUCAAGAGGUAUGAGUUUGUCAAGUGGUUCUUUCUCUACUAUGGUCGAGAAAGAUGAGGAUACUGAGCUAAAAUUGGAGAUGAAAGCGAUUGAUUUGCAAUAUCAGCAGUGGUUUCAAGAACUCUCGACAAUGAAGGAAGAGGAACUGGAAAACUGCAGGAAGAGAUGGAAGACUAAGAAAGUUGGCAAGCAACUGAUCAAGACUGGAUGCGUUGCCAACUUUCUUCAAAUAUCCGAGUUUGUCUUGUAGAAUAAUGAAGGCUAGCUAGUAUUCGUUCUUCUUCUUUUCCUACGCUUAACUCUAUAUAGCUUCGAUCCUUGAAGGAUCUUCUGGUCUCAUUCUAUACGCGGAUAUUAUGGUAGGUGGAAAUCAUACUAUAAGUUGUGUACAUUGUUGUAUAGCUCUCUUUGUUUCUACCUUGGCUCUGUUCUGUGGCCACAUUUGGUCUGAGUGUGCCUUUUAGUUCUAAUCUCUUGCUAGUUGUAAAAGAGGCAAGUGGCUUGUGAGAUUACAUCUAUGUAGCCUACAACAACAACAACAACAUAUCCCAGGGUUUGGGGAGGGUAAAGUGUGUGUAGACUUUACAGUGAUAAGGUCUCUCAACUCAUUUAUAUCUAUGUAGUCUAAUGAGUUAUAUGCGUUUUAUGUAAAUAAUGUCAUUGUGGGGUCA